UAUAAAUACAUCCAGUGAGGAAGCAUUAGAAGAUAUGGUAAACUAGAAAGGAAAAGUAAUAAUGGAGAACAAGUUGAGCAAGAUCUUAAUCUUCGGCGGAACUGGUUAUAUAGGCAAGUUCUUGGUGAAGGCAAGCGUCUUGCUGGGCCAUAAAACUUAUGUCUAUGCUCGCCCUAUCACCUCACUAACUCCUCCCUCCAAGAUACACAUCCACAGGGACUUCCAGUCCAUGGGAGUCAACGUUGUUCAUGGGGAAUUGGACGAGCAUGACAAAAUUGUGGCACUACUUGGCCAAGUAGAUGUAGUGAUCUCUGCCCUAGCUUACCCUCAGGUUCUUGACCAACUCAAGAUCAUAGAUGCCAUUAAAGUUGCCGGUAAUAUUAAGAGGUUCUUCCCGUCAGAUUUCGGGAUUGAAGAGGAUAGGGUGACUCCCUUACCACCAUUUGAGGCUGUUCUUGAGAAGAAGAGAACAAUAAGAAGGGCAACAGAAGCAGCUGGGAUUCCUUUCACGUUUGUUUCUGCAAAUUGCUUUGGUUCUUACUUUAUCAAUUACUUGCUUCGACCACGUGAGCAAAGACAUAACGUUGAUGUCUAUGGUAGCGGUGAAGCUAAAGCUGUGCUAAACUACGAGGAAGACAUCGCAAUUUAUACCAUAAAAGCAGCAGAUGACCCAAGAACGCUUAAUCGAGUCGUAAUCUAUAGGCCAGAGAAGAACAUCAUAUCUCAGUUUGAACUAAUCUCUCUUUGGGAGAAGAAAACUGGUCAGUCUUUGAAUAAAGUUCAUAUCUCAGAGAAACACAUUGUGGAGCUGUCGAAGACUCUACCUCAUCCACGCAAUAUUCCAGUGGCUAUCCUUCACAGCUUGUUUGUAAAAGGCGACCUGAUGAGCUAUGAAUUGGAGAAGGAUGAUCUUGAGGUUUCAAAGCUCUAUCCAGACUUUGAAUACACCACUCUCGAUCGGCUUCUUGAUAUUUUUCUUGUUAACCCUCCAGAGCCUGCAUUUGCUGCCUUUGAAUGAGCUAAGUGUCAACUAGCAUGAUUAUUUCAAAUUAAUUGUAAUAUUCGACUCAAGUUCUUAAUAGCCUUGUAAUCUUAAAAAUAAUUUUACUAUUGUUGUCCCAAAAAUAGUCCAAGAGGGGGUGAAUUGGACUUUAAUAAUUUUUCGGCCCUUGCUUGUAGCCUAAUGAAAAAUUGUGGCUUUGUUAAA
This is a messenger RNA of Hevea brasiliensis (rubber tree), 1207 nucleotides long. Its product is annotated as eugenol synthase 1. The record is from RefSeq and is a predicted model, not a curated record. The transcript is spliced from 5 exons. The coding region runs from base 62 to 1018 and encodes 318 amino acids. Lineage: Eukaryota; Viridiplantae; Streptophyta; Magnoliopsida; Malpighiales; Euphorbiaceae. Gene Ontology annotation, molecular function: oxidoreductase activity.